Molecule: messenger RNA, 1664 nt
Organism: Tarenaya hassleriana
Lineage: Eukaryota; Viridiplantae; Streptophyta; Magnoliopsida; Brassicales; Cleomaceae
Product: BSD domain-containing protein 1
Exons: 1
Coding region: 41-1372 (443 amino acids)
Cellular component (GO): cytoplasm
Source: RefSeq, a predicted model, not a curated record
UUUAUUUUCCAUUUUUUUUCCACCAAUGGACAAUAUAUAAAUGUGGGAAUACUCUCUCUCGCCUCUCGGUGUCUCCAUUGAUCGAUGCGGGCCGUCUGUUCAUUGUUCCAUACAGGCUUCACCUUCUUCGAUCCCGCCCUCCAAAACCCUAUUUUCUCUCCCAUCUCCCCAAUUUUCUAUGGAUCUCUUCAAAUCCGUUUUCUCCGAAUACGAUCACCCACAGCCUGAUCCGCCCGACUGCGAUCUGGCGGACCCGGAUCCUUCGCCUUCGUGGAGCUUCGGCGGUCUGAUCAAAACCUUAGCGACCAAAUCCGAGUCUGUGAUCGGUUCCUACCGCCGUGAUUUCGAGGAAUUUGGAUCUGAGUUGAAGAAGGAGACCUCCAUAAUCCGUGAAGUUGCCUCGCGUGCCGUCAAGGACUUACCUCAGUCCCUCGAGAUCGGAGCGUCCGUUGCCCAGGAGUCGCUAGAGUCGGUGGGGCAGGCGAUCGACGAUAUCGGUGCCUCCGUCUGGAAAUCAACGGCCCAGAUCAUCUCCCACGGUAGGGAAUCUCUCGCAUCUUCAUCGGAAGAUUCUGGUCUGGAUUCUUCCGGCUAUCGUGUUGAUGUUGCUGGUAGUAGUAGUCAGGGUUUAGUUGUGAAACCGUAUAGUCGUUUUGAGAUGCAGUUGCUUGCGGUUCAAUCUGAUAGAGGCACGUAUUGCAGAGAGCCUGAUGACUCAGAGGACUUCGAGAAUUGGAAAUUGGGGUUUAAGGUAGUCGAGAAAAGCAACGAAAUUGAUGAUCUGAUAAACGAAAACAAGUCCGUGAAAGAGAUUUACGAUGAGAUAAUGCCUGCGGAAGUGGAUGCCGAGACAUUCUGGUGUAGGUACUUCUAUAGGGUGCAUAAGCUUCAGCAAGCAGAAGAAGCUAGAGCUAAGCUUGUGCAAAGAGCGAUUUCUGGAGAAGAAGAGGAUCUAAGCUGGGAUUUCGACGACGAUGAAGAUGAGACUGAUGGGUCUUUGCCGAAAUGCAACUCAAAUGACAACCCUUCAACUGCGAACGAGAAUCUGAAAGAAAAGGCAAUUGACAAAGACGAGGAGAGAGAUCCAGAAAAAGCGGUGUUGAUGGAGAAGUUGGAGAGCAGAGACUCUUCAUGCAAGGACAGCGAUAUCUCAGUGGUCUCAACACAACCCUCGUUACCCGAGGUCGAAGAUCUCGGGUGGGAUCAGCUUGAAGACGAUAUUGGGAGCAAUGAGGAGAGGAGGGACUCGGUUGCCUCCCAAGGGAGUGGCGAGAAAGCUGAUUGGCGUAACAGGAUCAUUGUUGCAGACGAAGGAGAGGAUUUGAGCUGGGACAUUGAAAAUGGAGAUGAUGAUGAAUCAACAAAACGAUAACGAAUCCCUUUUCUGAACAAGAAUUGCAUAGUCAGUUAUUGAAUUCAAGUGUCAUAUCAACAGAUUAGUGAUGCAGUGGAAGUUGUUUGCUAAAACAAGAUUCUUCUGUGAUCAAGAACCGCAAAGUUUGAUGUUUGGUUCAUGUGUCAGAGUCUCAUAUAUAGGGCUUGUUAACGUGCACAUACCUGUGUGGGAUUUGCACAUUAAAAUGAUUCUUUUUCUUCACGAUACGCACAGGUGUAUGCUUUACUGUGAUCUAUGAAUAUAUAAAGUCCAUGCAGUGUUUCUGCUC